Molecule: messenger RNA, 751 nt
Organism: Phragmites australis (common reed)
Lineage: Eukaryota; Viridiplantae; Streptophyta; Magnoliopsida; Poales; Poaceae
Exons: 1
Coding region: 118-390 (90 amino acids)
Source: RefSeq, a predicted model, not a curated record
CUCCCCCACUCAAUUAGUAGCUUCAUCACCCAGCUCACCUCGCCACUCUCUCACUCUACGCACACAAGCAAUUCCAAGAACAAGAAGAUCAGCAGUGGUUCUGAAUUCCUCCGAUAUAUGGAGAAGUGCAGGUCGGUGCCGCACGAGCACUCGUCGGCGUACUACGGCUGCGGCGGCGGGUACGACUACGAGGACGUCGGCGGCGCCGGCGCCGGCAAGUCGUACAGCUUCAACGGGCCGAGCGCCCGCGACGACCCGGAGGCGAAGCGGCGGCGGCGGGUGGCGGCGUACAACGUGUUCGCCACGCAGGGCCGGCUCAAGUCCACCGUCCGCGGCAGCGUCAAGUGGCUCAAGUCCAAGUUCUCCGACAUCCGCUACGGUGGCCUCUGAACCUACCGCGCAUCAUAUCCAUAUACAUGAUCGCUGCUCAUGUGCAUAGGCAUGCCGAAUUAUAUAUGUGUGUGUGCUAGCGACGUGCAGUGCAUGGCAAGUGUAGUACAUGCCAUGUUUAUGCAUGGUUCUGAUAAGGUAUGCGUGUGCAAGAGCUAAUGGAAAUUUCGCAUUCAUGCUCGCAUGUACGAACUGUGUGUAUGUGUGAUCUUAAGUUAGAUCGGUCUAUGUGGUUUUUGUUUGCUUUGUGAAGGAACGGAGAGAGAAGAAACGGUGGUUGUACGGUACCCUGCUUAAAUCUGCAAAUCAAGCUGUAUUAACUUUUGGUUUAGUUUUCACCUAGCUUCUCUCUUUCCUUUUA